Messenger RNA from Humulus lupulus (European hop), 1760 nucleotides. RefSeq lists its product as uncharacterized. The coding region runs from base 345 to 1370 and encodes 341 amino acids. NCBI's taxonomy places the organism in Eukaryota, Viridiplantae, Streptophyta, Magnoliopsida, Rosales, Cannabaceae. The record is from RefSeq and is a predicted model, not a curated record. The transcript has 5 exons.
AAAAAGAAAAAGGAGCCGAAGAAAGAUAAGGGACCCGGGGACACUACCUACUCUCUGAGUCUGAGAGAAAAACUGACCUCUUCAGGCGCACACAAUCAAACGAACCACACCAUAAGAACUUCCGCAACUCUUGCCCUGUUGAAUCUUCUGGGAUUCCUCUUCUUCCUCCUCUUUUCAAUUUUCUAUUGCGGAUCACAUAUGUAUAUAUAAGCCUUGUACUGUGUUCUAUACUGGAUCAAGGUAUUUAUCCUUCAUAACCUAGCCAAUCGCUUGGCUUGGUGUUUCUGAUAUAUGUGCAAAAGACAUGCCAUGCGUUUGUCCAUCUUAUAGAAAAUAGACCAGUCAUGCCUUUCAGCCGUUAUUGUGAUAGAAGGCUUCAACUGAAUAUAUCUGGCAUGAAUGAGAUUCAGUUAAUUACCAACUGGGAAGAUGUGAUUUGUCCCAUAUGUUUGGAUUUUCCUCACAAUGGUGUACUUCUUCAUUGCUCAUCUUAUGAGAAAGGAUGCCGUCCUUUUGUUUGUGACACAAACCACUUGCACUCAAAUUGUUUAGAUCGUUUUAAAAGUGCAUAUGGAAUGUCAACUUCGUCCACAAUUGAUACAAUUAACGAGGAAAACACUGAGCCAAUGGUUUCAGAAGAAAAGUCCAAAUCAAGUUGUCCCUUGUGUAGGGGUGAGGUUACUGGAUGGAUGGUUGUUGAUGAGGUUCGCACGUUUCUGGAUGAGAAAAAGCGUUGCUGUGAUGAGGAACAGUGUACAUUUAUGGGCACCUACUCAGAACUCCAGAAACAUGCUCAAAAGGAGCACCCACAUGCUCGACCGUCAAAAAUUGAUCCUGCAAGGCAGCUUGACUGGGAAAAUUUCCAGCAGUCCUCUGAGAUUAUUGAUGUUUUGAGCACCAUUCAUUCAGAAGUCCCACGUGGUGUGGUUCUAGGAGACUAUGUGAUAGAAUAUGGUGAUGAUGAAACUGGAGAUGAGUUCGAGGACUUCCCUGGUAAUAAAGGUAACUGGUGGACCUCCUGUAUCUUGUAUCAGGUGUUUGAUAAGUUCAGGAAUUCUAGAAAUAGAAGAAGGUCAAGAGUUAGUGAUGCAAGAAGAGGUAGUCGUCGAUCAAGUUAUGAUACUUCAAAUUCCGAUGAGGGUUCUGUGGCAUCUGUAGAAUUUGCAGAGUAUAGGGUAGACGAAACUGACGGCGAGUUUAUAAGCUCAAAUGCCCCCUCAAGGAGUGGCUCCACUCAUCAAAGGUUUGGCAGAAUAAGGGAUUUGAUAAUCUGCACCUGUGAUUUAUCAUGCUACUGUCUGUGCUUCUUAUGGCUGAUGCCCAAGUCAUCAUGUUCUCGAAGACAUCGUUCCCGCUUCUACGACAAUUAGUGUUUGAAUAGAAGUGAAAGCACGGGGCAAAGAAAGAAGAUCCAAAUGAAGUAGAAAACACUGGAUUUGUUGCUGUGGUUUCCUCAUAUGACAUAAAAAGCUGCAUCCGGAUCAUGACUAGUUAAGUUUUAGUGCAAUGUCCUAUGUAUACCCAUGGAUUUGGAACUUUCCAUGACAAUCCUAUAGCUUGUUAUUUUCUUUUAUUUUCCCAGUCUGCUUAGUAAAUUUUGGUAUUGUUCAUGGCUGCUAACAUCCAUUCUCUCAUCGAGACUUGAUUAGCCGGUCUUAAUCUAUCAGUGAGAGAGGGUGGUUUUGCUGGGUCCUAAUCUGUUUGUGAUAAUGUGAUCGAACUCCAUGGAUGUAUAGAAAUCAGUUUAGGCUCUUAUCUCA